UUCAAAGCUUCAAAACAUUAAAUUUUAAUUUUGACCGUUGCUUUCAUUGUUUGUGUCAGUUGUGUUUGUCUGAGGUAGUUUCUUAACCGAACUGUGUUUGAUUUGAACAGAUCAAAAUGCGGAAGGCCGAGGAAAUUGUGGAGAGGCAUCUGAAAACCAUCAAAAUUCCUCAAGGCCUAGAAAAACAGACCAAGCAGUUGGUUACCAACAUGGUUCAACAUCCGGCUUUCAACAAUACAGAAUACAAAUGGACUCUAGACGACUUCGAGCUGGGCAACCGAUUAGGCCGAGGCAAAUUCGGUCGAGUGUAUAUGGCGAGGGAAAGAUCCACCGGGUUUAUUGUUGCCUUGAAAACCUUGAUGAAAGUGGAAAUCGCCAAGAACAGAGUGGAGAAACAAGUUAUGAGGGAAAUUGAGAUCCAGAGCCACUUACGACACCCGAAUAUUCUUCAAAUGUUGGCCUGGUUCCACGACUCCCAUCGCAUCUACUUUGUUCUUGAAUUUGCCGGCAAAGGGGAGCUGUACGGACACCUGAGGAGUGGCCAUCACGAAAGAUUCAACGAACACCUAGCUGCAAAGUACCUCUAUCAAGUGACAGACGCGGUGAAUUAUUGCCAUAACAAUCAUGUGAUCCAUCGGGAUAUUAAGCCGGAAAAUCUGUUGCUGACCAUCACUGGCGAUAUAAAGCUGGCGGAUUUCGGAUGGUCUGUGCAUUCUCCUUCUUUGAAACGCACCACCAUGUGUGGCACGUUGGAUUAUCUGCCUCCUGAAAUGGUCCGGGGCCAAAAUUAUAAACAAUAUGUGGACCAUUGGUGUCUCGGCGUUUUGCUGUACGAGUUUCUGCAUGGCAGUCCCCCGUUCGAGAGCAAGAAACAGGAGGAAACGUAUGAACGCAUAACAAAGCUCGAUAUGAAGUUCGGCAGCCAUAUUUCUCCCGGGGCCGCGGAUUUAAUAUCAAAGCUGGUUGUCAUCAAGAGCGAUCGUCGGAUGAAUUUAACCGACGUUAUGAAUCACCCUUGGGUGGUGGAGAAUAAGGUGAAGGGGGACUAAUUAAUUUGAUUUUUAUACCACCGUUGUUUCAUCAUGCUUAGGAUGUGAUUGAUUUUAUGUUUUUUUUUAUAUAGUAAAAGAUAUGAACCAAA
This is a messenger RNA of Dendroctonus ponderosae (mountain pine beetle), 1141 nucleotides long. Its product is annotated as aurora kinase B. Gene Ontology annotation, molecular function: protein kinase activity; ATP binding. Gene Ontology annotation, cellular component: chromosome passenger complex; spindle pole centrosome; spindle microtubule. Gene Ontology annotation, biological process: mitotic spindle organization; regulation of cytokinesis; protein phosphorylation. NCBI's taxonomy places the organism in Eukaryota, Metazoa, Arthropoda, Insecta, Coleoptera, Curculionidae. The transcript is spliced from 6 exons. The record is from RefSeq and is a predicted model, not a curated record. Bases 117 to 1049 code for a protein of 310 amino acids.